Messenger RNA from Nycticebus coucang (slow loris), 3219 nucleotides. It is a transcript of the gene SRPX2, whose product is annotated as sushi repeat containing protein X-linked 2. The record is from RefSeq and is a predicted model, not a curated record. NCBI's taxonomy places the organism in Eukaryota, Metazoa, Chordata, Mammalia, Primates, Lorisidae. Bases 477 to 1874 code for a protein of 465 amino acids. The transcript is spliced from 11 exons.
ACUAGACUCACGGGCUUAGAGCCAGUGCCAUUCACACUUCCCCCUUUUCCCCAGCAGAUGAACAGAGUUCCUCUAAUCCCUAUGCACCUUCUCUCCCAUCUCUCUAAAACCUUUCUCUGAAGGAGGAACAACUAUAGCUGUGGGGAUAAUACAGCUUUAAGGAAACUUUUGGCAGAUGCGGACGUUCUAACAUCUGGGCAGUGUUAACAGAAUCCCGGAGGCCCAGACAGACCAGGAGCCACUCGUUCUAGGAAUGUUAAAAUAGAAGGUUUUUCCAACUGAUGAGAAGAGCAGAGAGGAAGGAAAAAGAGGAGAGAGAAAGCAAGCACAAAAGACCAUACAACAGGUGCUGUAUUUCUGCUUUCCCUCACUUAUGGAAACUCACUGAUGGCUGACUUCUGAAAGUCAUUUUUUAUUGCCCUGGCACUUCGGGUUACAUACCUGUAUUCUUAUCUCCCUAACUCUCCCUUUCAAGGAUGGCAAGCCAACUAACUCAAAGAGGAGCUCUCUCUCUGCUGCUCUUCCUAACUCCAGCAGUGACACCAACAUGGUAUGCAGGUUCGGGCUAUUAUCCAGAUGAAAGCUACAAUGAAGUAUAUGCAGAAGAGGUUCCACAGGCUCCCUCCCUGGACUACCGAGUCCCCAGGUGGUGUUAUACAUUAAAUAUCCAGGAUGGAGAAGCCACAUGCUACUCACCAAUAGGAGGAAAUUAUCACAGCAGCCUGGGAACACGUUGUGAGCUCUCUUGUGACCGAGGCUUUCGACUGAUUGGACGGAGGUCUGUGCAAUGCCUGCCAAGCCGUCAUUGGUCUGGAACUGCCUACUGCAGGCAGAUCAGAUGCCAUGCACUGCCAUUCAUCACUAGUGGCACUUACACCUGCACAAAUGGGGUGCUUCUUGACUCCCGGUGUGACUACAGCUGUUCCACUGGCUACCACCUGGAAGGUGACCGCAGCCGAAUCUGCAUGGAAGAUGGGCGAUGGAGUGGAGGCGAGCCUGUAUGUGUAGACAUAGAUCCCCCCAAGAUACGUUGUCCUCACUCACGUGAGAAAAUGGCAGAACCAGAGAAACUGACUGCUCAAGUAUACUGGGACCCACCCUUGGUGAAAGAUUCUGCUGAUGGUACCAUCACCAGGGUGACACUUCGAGGACCUGAGCCUGGCUCUCAAUUUCCUGAAGGAGAGCACGUGAUACGUUAUACUGCCUAUGACCGAGCAUACAACCGGGCCAGCUGCAAAUUCAUUGUGAAAGUACAAGUGAGACGGUGCCCAACUCUGAAACCACCACAGCAUGGCUACCUCACCUGCACCUCAGCAGGAGACAACUAUGGUGCCACCUGUGAAUACCACUGUGAUGGAGGUUAUGAGCGCCAGGGUACCCCCUCCCGGGUCUGCCAAUCCAGCCGCCAGUGGUCAGGAUCACCACCUAUCUGCGCUCCUAUGAAGAUUAAUGUCAAUGUUAACUCAGCUGCUGGUCUUCUCGAUCAGUUCUAUGAGAAACGGCGACUCCUCAUCAUCUCAGCUCCUGAUCCUUCCAACCAAUAUUAUAAAAUGCAGAUCUCUAUGCUACAGAAAUCUACCUGUGGACUGGAUCUGCGGCAUGUGACUAUCAUCGAGCUGGUGGGGCAGCCACCUCAGGAGGUGGGGCGCAUCCGGGAGCAACAGCUGUCAGCCAACAUCAUUGAGGAACUCAGGCAAUUUCAGCGCCUCACUCGCUCUUACUUCAACAUGGUGUUGGUUGACAAGCAGGGUAUUGACAGAGAACGCUACAUGCAACCUGUCACCCCCGAGGAAAUCUUCACAUUCAUUGAUGACUACCUACUGAGCGACCAGGAGUUGACCCAACGCCGGGAGCAAAGGGACGUAUGCGAGUGAACUUGAGCCAGGGCAUUGGUUGGGUUCAAGGAAAAAACUGGGGACGUAUGCGAGUGAACUUGAGCCAGGGCAUUGGCUGAGUUCAAGGAAAAAACUCUAGUUAGCUGAAGUUGAGGGAUAAAAAAAUUAGGAAAUGGUUUCCCACAAUUCUAGGGACAGGACUCUUGACGUGGGUGAGGUUUGCCAAUCCAGAAGUUUCUAAGCAUCUUUUUAGGGCUGUGUAAUACUAUGGCUAAGCUAGUGUUUGCUUCAGGUAGCACUGCAAAAACACAAGAAGCUAGGUAGGGGAAUGAGGACAGGCCCUGGGCAGGUGGGUUGGGGGUAGAAAGCUUUCCUUUCCUAACCUGGGUCUUAGCCCAGUUCUCCAAAUUCUUUCAGUAAAUCCUAAACUCACUAACCGGCUGUUUUAACUGAUUCUUUACCGUGAGAUGACAGCAGGGGGCAGCACCAUCACAACCACCAGGACACUUUAAGCAAGUGUAGCUUUCCUUUCAGCUUAAACUAUAUCAUGGGACAGGGGUGGAGGGGGCUACAAAACAUCCUUAAACCUACUUACCAUUUUCCCUUCUCAGGCCUUGGGCUUCAAAUGUUACCUGUACCAUUGCUUCACUUAAGAGUUAGGAAAACACUACAGUGGGAGAUUAGCUUGAGAAAUUCAGUCAGAGCAGAAUGCUCUCUCCUGCCCCUCCAGCUGGCUCAUGGGCAAGGACCUCUUCUUCCUGUGGCCUCCAGUUCCCAUAGCAAAGGGCAGGCAAUGAUGUUAUUUCCUUGGAGGAGACCCCAGCCUGUUAUCUAGGAGACUUAAAAACCACUACUACAGGGCGGCACCUGUGGCUCAGUGAGUAGGGCGCCGACCCCAUAUACCAAGGGUGGCAGGUUCAAACCUGGCCCCUGCCAAACUGCAACAAAAAAUAGCCAGGCAUUGUGGUGGGUGCCACAAGUAGUCCCAGCUACUCAGGAGGCUGAGGCAAGAGAAUCACCUAAGCCAAGGAGUUGGAGGUUGCUGUGAGCUGUGACCCCUACAGCACUCUACCAGGGUGAUAAAGUAAAACUCUAUCUCUACAAAAAAAAAAAAGUAAAUGUGGGAUCUGGCUAUCAUCAUGUGGGGCCACACAAAGAUCCCUGCUCUGACUUCAGUCCCACUCAAUGGUAUGCCAUAGUUUUAAAAUGUUCUCCCCAUUGUCUUGUUUUAUAUACUCAUGGAACCCAGAGUUACAGCGAAGACUCAGCAGUCUUCCUCCUUCAGCUUUACCCAAAGGGUGAUCAGUGGAAGACUAGAGAGGAGAAGGCAGCAGGCUGGGUGGGGAGGCUUGAACAUUCACUGUGUGCCAUAUGAAAUGCUCUA